AGGAGCUCUCAGGCCUCCCACCCCCGGACUAGGAGGCGUCACCCCGAACCUUCCCGGGACGCCCCGCAACUACAACUCCCGUCAUGCUCCGAGAGAGCGCCGCCGUCCAGCUUCGGCCAGCAAAAGGCACCGGACCACAUUUCCCGGCGUGCAAAGGGCGACCAUGAGUCUAACAGGAAAGACGGGGCACUUGCCACUAAGCUCACACCCGAUUGGCUGGUCUUGGCGCCGCGGGGCUGUAGUUGUCUUUGGAAAUGGCGGCGCUCUCCGUUUUCGGUAUUACCAGAAGAGGCUUCACAUGGGUGGUUUCAGGGGCGUCGCGCCGGGAAUUUUGGUCUCGAUCCAGAAAAGAGAAAGAGCCUGUGGUGGCUGGGAUAAUAGAAGAGGUGAAGAAGGAGCCUAUCUUGAUGUGUCCCCCUUUACGAAGCCGAACAUACAUACCACCUGAAGAUCUCCAGAGUCGUCUGGAAGCUCGUGUCAGAGAAGUUUUUGGUCAGUCUGCUCCUGGCAGUUGGCAGGACAUCUCCCUGGAAGAUGGUCAUCAGAAGUUUAGUCUCUUGGCACAAUUAGCUGAUGACUUGGGCCAUGCGGUACCUAACUCCAGACUUCACCAGCUGUGCAAGGUCAGAGACGUCCUUGAUUUCUACAGCGUCCCUGUUCAAGAUAGAUCUAAAUUUGAUGAGCUGGUUGCCAGUAAUUUGCCUCCCAAUUUGAAAAUCACUUGGGGUUAUUGAAAAGUUCAAAGGAGGAGCACAUUCAAAUCUUUUUCCCCUCUGAACAAGGGGGCUACUUAUUAGACCUUCAAUACUUCACUGUGUGAAAUGCUACCUGAACUGUUCUCUAUACCCACAAUCUAUGGAAGAAUAUACAUGUUUUUUUUUUUCUUUGUUUGCCUCAUUUCACCACAAAUUGACAAAAAGAAAGAACAAAAAUACCAAAAAAAAAAAAAAAAUAGCGUUUUUUUUUCACAUUUGCUGAAACAGAAUCAGUUCAUUAAUAAAUUAUGAAAAUUUUCUUCUCUGGAGGAUGCUAUAAUUAACUUGGGUUUAAGACAGGAUGCCAUUACAAUUUUAGAUGUAGUUUUUCCCCAUCAUAGACAUAAAAUAUUUGCAAGAAAAUGUUUUAAUACUGUUUGGACUCUUAAAUCUAAAGACGGUAUUGUAUAUAGUACAUAUUCAAAGAAGGAAACUUGCAUUAGGUUAGAUAUCUAUAAAAGAAACAUAAAAGACUUGUAUAUUAAAGGAAGUUGUUUCUUUUACUUACAUUGCACAAGCAGAAAUUGUAGAAAGUGGUACUGUGCAUUUUGGAUUAGCCUCUUGGAAUUAAAGUAGAUUUCUUAAAGUUUA
Molecule: messenger RNA, 1346 nt
Organism: Choloepus didactylus (southern two-toed sloth)
Lineage: Eukaryota; Metazoa; Chordata; Mammalia; Pilosa; Megalonychidae
Gene: MRPL50
Product: mitochondrial ribosomal protein L50
Exons: 2
Coding region: 255-734 (159 amino acids)
Cellular component (GO): mitochondrion; mitochondrial large ribosomal subunit
Source: RefSeq, a predicted model, not a curated record